UUCAAUAAAAUCUUCUAAAAAAAUUUAUCGAUUGAAAAGGUACAUAUCUGUUCUUAACUAAAUGUAAGAGCAAUCGAACGGAACUACACCUCAGUGUAAGCACGCUCCGUUUGAGGACAAGCAUCAUUCACUCUGUGUUACUCGAGACAGGUGCCACGUAAAAAAUCCUGCUGAGCAAAAACUGUUGCAUUUGCUUUUCCAGAACAUCUAUCGGAAAUUCUACAGUUUUAAAGAAGUACUGCAAAGUAGAUGCAAUUCCUUCUUUGCAAAGAAUAUGUGCAUUGGUGUCAUUUUUUUGCCAAAUUAAAAAUGCAGGUGGAAGGUUUAUUGAUUAGAAAAAAUGGGUUGGGUCAGUUAAAGUUUGAAAUCCGUCCCCUUGUCAUCCCGGCAUCAGGUAAGUACCUUAAUACAAAGGAUGCAGAUGUUAAUAGGGAAAAGAGUUCAGUUGAAUGUACGGUUAAUGUUGAUAGUGUUCGAACGCCUCCUAGUUAUCUUUCUACAUCUACAAAAAUCAUUCUUCCUGUUAUUUCUGUUGAAAAAACUAAGGCGACGUGCAUUGUUUGUAGCAAAGAGUCAAAGGGUUUGCAACCUUUGAAAACGCGUCACACGAGACUUACGAUAGUUGCGAAUAAGUCCCUGGUUGUAAACAAGCGCAUAUAAAGAACAUGUAUCAUAGAAAGUAAACUGAAAAUAAAAUUUAAAGCUACUAUAACUUAUACUGCUCGAACAACGACUGUGAAACUUUUUUUCAAUCACUAUAUAUUAUGAGAACUAGAACCUAAGAGUUUACUGUGUAUGGCCUAACAUCUAAAUAGGAAAUGAAAAAUAAUAUUGAAGAUAUUUAUCACUUUAUUUUUAAAAAUCUGUCGUAAAAGGAAUAAUAUGAUAAAAAGCAAACGUACACAUAUAAAACUACGAUGGCACAGUUUUUAUUAUAUAAACUAAUAAUUCGUAAAACAAAACGUUGAAUCAAAAACCCCUAGUUUGGUCUAUAUCUUAUUGUCAAGUCGUCCUUGUCACAAUUUACGUCCAUAAUUACUUUCCAUACAUUUUGUGCUACGUUUAUAAUGUUACUUAUUUAUUGUUAGAGUUGCUUUCCAUAGUUUAAAGCUCACUCAGCCGGUUUUACUAGGCGGGUUCUAAUCCCGUGCAUUUAAGAAUUCAGUCUGGGCGUAGCAAUUGGAGAGAGCGGACGUUUUCUACCAGCUCCCUCAUUUCAUCCUACAUGUAAUGUAUAAGUAUUUCUGACCAGAGUCCAACUAUUCUGGAUCCCUUUUUGUACCUUAAUCUCAAGUCUGUUGAAGAAUUGGAAAUUUAUCUGUAAAUUAUCACCUGAAUAAAAGCUACGUAAACCUAUUGAACGUUAUUAUUUUGGAGCCGCAACGCCACCCGGCGACAAAUGGUGUCAGAAGUGGGAUGUUGCAGUGCCUAUCCAGAAAUACUUCUUCAAGGAUCCAGCAAUAUCUAUACAAAGAUACCUAUCCAGUGAUCUUACAUCAUUUUGUAUAAGAUACCUACACCAGAGAGAUACCUAUCCAGGGAUACGUCUCCAAGGAUACCAAAUCAAAAAUUUCAAGGCCUACAUCAGAUCUCUAUUCAAAUGACUCAGGAUCCUACGGGAACAACUACUCAUAUCAACUAUCUUUGAAGUUAUCCUCCAAGAGAAAAUAUCUCCGCAGACCAGAUACCUACAGAAUUACUACACUCCUCAACGAUGUCCUGAUUAAAACCCAGGAACGUGAUACAAUUCCUCAAACAAGUUUUACUGUUUCUAAAAACAAAACUGAUUGUGUCUUGAAAAAUAAUCUGAAACAGAAUUUUGACUUAAAAGUUUUCUUUUGAAACAAAGCAGAUGAAUUAGUUUGUACAAUAUUUAUCUAAAUUUGCUGUGUGUUCUAUCAUUGUUUAUGAAUGUAUGCACAUUUGUUAAUCUAUUUGGCUGUCUUGUAUGUCUUUGUAGGAGACACGGUCAUUUGGUCAUUUGGGAUCCAGAUCUCUAGAAAGGGUGUUGGUUGGACUUCCUCAGAGUGUGUGGAAACUGGUCAGGGUAAUUGUAUCAAAAGAGAAGAGAGAGCAGAAAUUCGUCAGAAAGAAAAAGAUGAAAGAGAACAUCAACUUAUGAUGGAGCGUUUGUACUACGAAAUGAAAAUGAAGGAGUUAGAAGAGGAACACGAGUUAGAAAUGACAGAGAGAACUGCUAGAGGUAAGGCUGUUGACGCAAUGGUUAAGCCCAAUCUUCCAAAAAUUCCUCCAUUCGAAGAGAAUAAAGAUGAGAUCGAUAGCUAUUUGAGAAGGUUUGAGAGAUAUGCGACCGCUAUGGGUUGGGACAAAUCGUUGUGGUCUACACAUUUAAGUGCUCUGUUAAAAGGACGAGCUUUGGAUGUCUAUGCUCUCAUGUCUACAGCAAAAGUCAGUGGUUACGAUGAGCUCAAAGCAGCUUUACUUCGUAGGUACGAUAUGACUGAAGAUGGUUUCAAGCGGAAAUUUCAUUCAUGCAGACCUGAAGUUGGGGAAACAUUUUCUCAGUUCACAGUUAGACUGUCUUCGUAUUUAACUCGUUGGAUCGAAAUGUCGAAAAUAACUUGUACUUUUGAAUCUCUAUUUGAUCUUAUGCUUCGUGAUCAAAUUUUACAUGUAUGUAAUUUUGAAUUGUCAGUCUUUCUUAAGCAAAACGUUCCAAAGACAGCUGAUGAGAUGUGUACACUGGCCGAUCAGUUCAGGGAAGCAAGGAAUACAAGUGCUAUAAACCUAUGUUCAAAAGUCAUGCGGAAACCAGCUGAAGUAAACAAAAUACCAGAGAAACCAAAAGAAGGACACCGUCAACAACCACAGAAGUCAAGGUUUGUUCCAAUAAAUGAGAGAAAGUGUUAUAUUUGUAAUAAACACGGUCAUAUAGCACCACAAUGCAAAUUCAGAAACAGAAAUUCUAGUGCAGCAGUAUAUGCGCAGGACGACCAAGACAAACAAGCCACUUGUCAAGCUACUGCAAAGAACUGCGCUGCUCUUAUCUACACCCAAAGUCCAUCAAUUUAUACUCAAGUAAGUGACAUAACACCUGUCUUAACAUCUGCUUGUCACUCUGUGAAAAAACCAAUGCCACUCUCAGCGGGUUACGUUGAUGGUCAACCAGUAACGUUACUUAGAGAUUCUGGUUGUCGGAACAUUGUAGUUCGGAAAAGUCUUGUUAGAGAUGACCACUUUACAGGUAAACAAGAAACUUGUAUUCUAGCAGAUAGUACAAGGAUAGUGGUCCCAGUGGCAAAAGUUAUUAUUGAUUCUCCUUAUGCAUCUGGUGAAUAUGAAGUUUGGUGUAUGGAUAACCCUGUAUUUGAUUUGAUCAUAGGUGAAGUAGAUAAUGCAAGAAAACCACAUGAUCCAGAUCCAGAAUGGAAACCAAACACUGUGUCUACUGUGGAGACGCGAAAGCAGGUAAAAGACAAACAGAAAGCCUACCCACCACUCAAGGUUCCUGAAAUCGUCAAAGAGGAAAUCAGUCCUAAGGAUAUAAUGCGAGAACAACAAGCAGAUCCUUCGCUAGAAACAGCACGUCAGUAUGCAAGAGAAGGUCGAACAUCACGUGAUGGUAAAGUAAAAUGGAUUGAAAGGAAAGGUUUACUAUACCGUGAAUAUGAAGGAUUAGAAAAAGAUAGAGGUAAAACCUAUUUUCAGCUCAUUGUUCCUGCAAAGUUUCGCCAUAUUGUAAUGAAGUUGGCUCAUGAAUCAAUUAUGUCAGGGCACUUAGCAAUACAGAGAACGAUUUCUAGAAUUUUGUCAGAAUUCUUUUGGCCAGGUAUGCAGUCCGAGAUCAAACGGUUCUGUCAAUCUUGUGAUACCUGUCAAAGGACAGUGUCAAAAGGAAAGGUGAGUAAAGUUCCGUUAGAUAGCAUGCCUUUGAUAGAUGUACCUUUCAAAAGAGUUGCAGUCGACAUUGUGGGUCCAUUACAUCCUCCUACUGAUAAAGGUAAUCGCUUUAUUUUAACGUUAGUAGAUUACGCUACAAGGUUUCCACAAGCCAAGGCUCUUCCUGGAAUAGAUACAGAGCGGGUAGCUGAAGCUCUUCUCGAAAUGUUUUCUUAUACAGGCAUACCAGAGGAAAUAUUGACAGACAUGGGAAGUCAGUUUACUUCAGGGCUUAUGAAGGAGGUAAGUAGGCUCAUUUCAUUGAAACAGCUGACCACUACGCCAUAUCACCCUAUGUGUAACGGGCUAGUGGAACGUUUCAACGGUACACUCAAACAAAUGCUGAAGCGUAUGUGUAUAGAUAGACCGAAAGAUUGGGAUAAAUAUUUACCCACUGUGCUUUUUGCAUAUCGGGAGGUUCCCCAAGAAAGCCUCGGAUUUGCUCCCUUUGAGUUAUUGUAUGGCCGUACUGUUCGGGGACCAAUGACAAUUCUGAAAGAAUUGUGGACAAAAGAAAUCCAAGAUCAGCAGGUAAAGUCUACAUACCAAUACGUUUUAGAUCUCCGAGAGCGGUUAGAAUCAACAUGGGAGUUAGCGCAGGAGAAUCUGAAGAAAGCAACACAUAGACAUAAAGUGUACUUUGACAAGAAAGAGAGAGUGCGGAAUAUGAAACCAGGUGAGAAAGUUUUGGUUCUUUUGCCAUCUGAUAGUAACAAGCUCCUAAUGCAGUGGCAAGGUCCAUACCAAAUAGUGAAAAGAUUAGGUAAAGUAGACUAUCAGUUAGAAGUAAAGGGCAAAAUAAAGACCUAUCAUGCAAACAUGUUGAAGAAAUAUGUAGACAGAUGUGAACCAGUUGUGAAUUGUGUUAUGUCAGUUGUAGAUUCAGAACAGAUUGAUGACUCAGAUGUUGAGUGUAGUCAAGAAACAGAUUUCUUGGAAGUUCAGUCUCAAGAAACACACGUUGAUGUAGCUUAG
Messenger RNA from Magallana angulata, 4875 nucleotides. RefSeq lists its product as uncharacterized. Gene Ontology annotation, biological process: DNA integration. NCBI's taxonomy places the organism in Eukaryota, Metazoa, Mollusca, Bivalvia, Ostreida, Ostreidae. The record is from RefSeq and is a predicted model, not a curated record. Gene Ontology annotation, molecular function: zinc ion binding; nucleic acid binding. Bases 1912 to 4875 code for a protein of 987 amino acids. The transcript has 3 exons.